AAAGAACUGCGGCUGCGUGGCCUUUUUCUUCGUUCUCUUCGCCUGCCGCUGCUGCUGCUGCUCAGUAGUCCAAGUAGCAGCAGGACGGUCACGCACGGAAGCAAACGACACCACUCGUGAGUUAAAAAAACAAAACAAACAACAACAACAACGUCGAAAUGGACGCUGGUUUGAGCAUUACUCCACUAUCAAUAGCAAUGUUUGUCGGUUGUUUCCUGCUCGGAUUCAUCCCUCUGUUGUUCCGAUUUUCGGAGAGAAGCGUGCACUUCAUCUCCAUCCUGGGUGCAGGCUUGUUGUGUGGAACAGCCCUCGCCAUCACCAUCCCCGAAGGAGUGGGCUUAUUGCAAGCGUCCUGGACACACCGGCAUGGUCACCAUCAUAUCAUAAAGGUAUAUUCUGUUCUCAUGAAUGUGUUUGUGGCCUUAUUUGUGUAUCCUUGUCUCCUCGCAGUGAACGCAACCUCCACAGAAAGAGCCCCCUCGCCUCAGCUGUGGAUCGGCGUGGCUUUGACGUUGGGCUUUGCCUUCAUGUUUGUGGUGGAUCAGCUGGGGAGUUACCUCUCCCUGUGUGGACAAACGACUCCUAACAGGGGCGCCAUCACAGCCACGCUGGGGCUGGUUAUUCAUGCCGCAGCUGACGGAUUCGCGCUGGGUGCAGUGGUAGCCACAGGCCAGAUUACAGUGCAAAUCAUCGUGUUUUUAGCGGUGAUUCUACACAAGGUUCCGGCAGCUUUUGGUUUGGUUGCCUUUCUGAUGCAUGCGGGACUGGAAAAUAGGUCCAUCCAGGGAUAUCUGUUUGCCUUUUCAGCUGCAGCACCAAUUGUUGCUAUCAGCACUUACUUCAUACUACACGCAUCUUGCAUGUCAUCUCAGAACCAGCUCGCUGCAACUGGUGUCGGAAUGCUCUUCUCGGCCGGGAGUUUCCUCUUUGUGGCCACGGUGCACGUUCUUCCUGACAUCAUCAGCAGUCAUAGUCAUGGACGUGCGGGCCAAGACUCUGAUCACCUCCAGCAGCAGAGCCACUUAGGCCUUCAGGAGAGCUUGACUCUUGUUCUCGGGGUGGGGCUUCCUGUGCUUCUGGCUGUGGGGCUUCAUGAUGACUGAGAAGAACUUGGCAGGCCACACCUGCAAGAAAAUUGAGGACUUGUAUAACAAGAAAUUGUAGUUCACUUAGAAUGUGAAAGCUGAGCAAUGCGGUCACCAAGCUGACAGGCCAAAGAGAGAAAUUAACUGAGCAGGGAGUGGGGAGAUGGGUCAAAAGAAAGGGAUAGCUCAUAUGUCAUCCUUGGUGCACAAUUUCCAUUACACAACAAAAACCGUGGCAGCAAUGUUGUACCAGGUUUUUCUUCAUAUCUGAUAAUAGCAUCCUGAAAAAUGCCAUAGCUUUAGAUGGAUAAAUAUACAUAUCAUCCAUCCAUCCGUUUUGUAUAGCACUUGUCCUCAUUGGUAUCAGGGCUGAGUUGGAAGUUAUUCCAGAUAAAGCCUUAUGGGGUUGGACAUCUUUUGAUUUAAUAGCAUGAGAAAGUGUACACCCAUGUUUGAAUGUAGUAAAUUGUACAUACCUCCCUGCAGAUACUAGGGUAACUGACAACAAACCAUUAAACAACAUGACAAUUACAGGAA
This is a messenger RNA of Phyllopteryx taeniolatus (common seadragon), 1622 nucleotides long. Its product is annotated as zinc transporter ZIP9. The transcript is spliced from 6 exons. The coding region runs from base 159 to 1103 and encodes 314 amino acids. NCBI's taxonomy places the organism in Eukaryota, Metazoa, Chordata, Actinopteri, Syngnathiformes, Syngnathidae. The record is from RefSeq and is a predicted model, not a curated record. Gene Ontology annotation, molecular function: metal ion transmembrane transporter activity. Gene Ontology annotation, biological process: transmembrane transport; zinc ion transport. Gene Ontology annotation, cellular component: membrane.